Molecule: messenger RNA, 3172 nt
Organism: Sipha flava (yellow sugarcane aphid)
Lineage: Eukaryota; Metazoa; Arthropoda; Insecta; Hemiptera; Aphididae
Biological process (GO): sensory perception of chemical stimulus; detection of chemical stimulus involved in sensory perception of taste
Cellular component (GO): membrane
Molecular function (GO): taste receptor activity
Source: RefSeq, a predicted model, not a curated record
GCGACUUGAGCGUUCACCAUGUCCGACCUGAAACCCACGGUUCCCGUUUACCUGAAGAGCCGCGAUUUCAACGGAUCCGGACACGAACAGCAGAUCUUACACCACCCGUUCAACGACUCGGGUUCGAACCCGGACGACAGCAAAGCGCAUAAAAGAUUUGAGAUACAAGACGAUCUUGGAAUGCCGGUGAACUAUGUACGAAUUCAAGAUUUAGAAGACGGUAUACGGAAGGACAUUGUUAGCGAUAAGAAUUCGUUGCACAGAGCCAUUACUCCGGUGCUAAUUCUGGCGCAUUUUUUCGCCCUGUUGCCGGUACAAGGCAUAAAAGGACAGAACACCAGUUUUUUAGUUGUCAAUUGGUUCAGCUGUCCGGUCAUAUACGUGUUCGUAGUAUUAUCCUUAUCCCUUUUGAUCCUUUCUUUUUCACUGCUGAAAAUAUACCAAACAGGACUGACGUAUUACAGUACAGGCGAAAUAAUGUUUUUCGGUAGCUCACUGGUGAUAUACAUUCUAUUUAUCCAUUUGGCAAGAGAAUGGCCAAAAGUCAUGGCAAAAUGGGAACUAAUGGAACGAGAAAUGAGGCAUUUUGGUUACCUUUCUAACACUGCCUUAAAGUUCAAAAUUUUAACUUGUAUCAUAAUGUUACUUGCGAUAAUUGAACACUUGGCUUCUGUAUUAACUGGAAUAAUGAAAGCAAUUCCUUGUUCGACAGGGGGACUGGAUAUUUUUAGAGCUUAUUUUUCCAUGUCUUUUCGUCAAGUAUUUUCAUUUAUAGAUUACUCCCUUGUAAUAGCUUUACCUUUGGGAUUCCUAAAUCUUAUACUUGCUUGUGCUUGGAAUUAUAUGGAUUUAUUUAUUAUCAUAUUAUCUUGUGCACUGUCAGAUAAAUUUAAACAGCUCAACCAGAAAUUGGCUAUUGUCAAAGGAAAAGUACUUCCAAGUACGUAUUGGAGAAAGUCAAGAGAGACAUAUAAUCUGUUAGCAUCGUUAACUCGAACUUUGAUGAAUUUUUUAUCACCAGUUAUUUUAUUAUCGUUUGCAAAUAAUUUGUACUUUAUUUGCUUACAGCUUCUAAACAGUUUGAAACCAAUGCAUAACGUUUGGGAGGCCAUAUAUUUUGUAUUUUCCUUCACAUAUCUCGUUGGAAGGACUUGUGCUGUAUCAUUAUAUGCAGCUUCAAUAAACGAUCAAAGUAAAAAACCUAAAGGAGUUCUAUUCUCUGUGCCGACUGAAAGCUACGGAGUGGAGGUAGCGAGAUUUCUAACACAAGUAACAGCUGAUGAAUUAGCAUUGACUGGGUGUAAUUUCUUUUCAGUCACCAGAACUUUAAUGUUAACGGUUGCUGGAACCAUAGUUACUUAUGAGAUUGUGUUAAUACAAUUUAAUAGUGUGACCAAUGAAGUGAUUGAUGAAAACAGCACUCUCAACCAUUACAGAGGAAAGGUCAACGAAAGUUGGAAACAGCUUAAAACUGAAUUCCCGAAUGAUGAAAUGGAACAAAAAUUAAUAUAUUACUUUGAAACAAUGCAUGUUACUGAUGUAUCAGUAAGACUCCGCGGAAAAAAUCCAAAAGUAAAACUCCAUUUAUAUCCGCUAGAACUAUGGUUAGUAGCUCAACGGAUUAAAAAUGAAUUACCCCGCAUUACUAAUAUCAAUGAAUCUUAUCAUAGUCGUUUAAUUAGGGGAACAUUUAGUACGCAGUUUUACACGAGAAUCGGCGGCCGUGCCCGAUUUUUAUCGUUCGGUAAUUUUUCAGUUUUAGUGACGAAGUCCGUUUUAAAGGCAAUAAAGUGUUCGAUGUCCUUCAAAAACGUGGGACCUGUUUACCUCGAAGAUAGUUACUAUAGCAAGUCCGAAUUAGACCGGCAUCAAAAGUUUGAAAUUCAAGACGACCUUGGUAUGCCAGUAAACUACGUGAGAAUCAAAGCCUUGGAAGAUAACAUACGGAAGGACAUAGUUAGCGAUAAGGAUUCUUUACUCAGAUCCAUUGCUCCGAUAAUCAAACUAGGGCAUUGCAUCGCUCUUUUGCCAGUGCAGGGCUUUAAUGGCCCGAACACUAGUUAUUUAGUUUUUAACUGGUUCAAUUGGUCAGUUGGUUAUUUGUUCGUUGCAUUAUCUUCGUGUUUUGUAGUCGUUACGUUUUCAACACUCAGGAUAUGGCACAAUGGACUAACUUAUGAAAGCAUAGGUGAAGUACUAUUUUAUGGAGGUUCGCUGGUAAUUUAUAUUUUAUUUGUGCAUUUGGCGAGGGAAUGGCCACAAUUUAUGGCUAAAUGGGAGCUAAUGGAACGCGAAAUGAGACGAUUAAGAAACCCUCCUAAGACUGCUUAUAAGUUUAAAAUGAUUACAAGUAUUAUCAUGUUCCUUUCCAUAGUUGAAUAUUUGUCAAUAGUUUUAUCGGGUGUACUGAAAACACUUCCUUGUUCGAAGGGUGGUUUGGAUAUUUUUCGAUCAUACUUUUCCUUGAAGUUUCAACAGAUAUUUAUUUUCAUGAGUUAUUCAAUAUUUAUUAGUUUACCUUUAGAGUUUUUGAAUUUGAUACUUAUUUGUGCUUGGAACUAUAUGGAUUUAUUGAUCAUCUUACUAUCGUGUGCGCUGUCUGACAAGUUCAAACAGCUCAAUCAAAAACUGGCAAGCGUCAAAGGAAAAGUUGUUCCAAGUGCAUAUUGGCGAAAAACUAGAGAGAUGUACAAUCGUUUAGCGUUGUUGUCUCAAGAUUUUGACGAGUUUUUAUCACCAGUGUUAUUAUUAUCAUUUGCUCACAAUGUGUAUUUCAUGUGCUUACAAUUACUGAACAGUCUGAAACCUAUGCACACUUUUUGGGAGGCAUUUUGUUUUGUGUUUUUGUUCACGUACCUGGUUGGAAGAACGUCCGCAGUAUCAUUGUUUGCCGCCUCCAUAAACGACCAGAGUAAAAAACCGAAAACAGUUUUGUUUUCCGUGCCAACAGAAAGUUACGGAGUCGAGGUGGCAAGAUUUCUAACUCAAGUGACAUCUGACGAAUUAGCAUUGACUGGAUGCAAUUUUUUUUCGGUAACUAGGACAUUUAUGUUAACGAUUGCUGGAACCAUAGUCACCUACGAGAUUGUAUUGUUACAAUUUAAUAACGUGGCCGUUGAAGAAUUGGAUCUAAAUAACACGUCAUACUUACGUUAUUGUUUUUAAACUAUAU